This is a messenger RNA of Myzus persicae (green peach aphid), 3790 nucleotides long. Its product is annotated as ataxin-2 homolog. Gene Ontology annotation, molecular function: mRNA binding. The record is from RefSeq and is a predicted model, not a curated record. NCBI's taxonomy places the organism in Eukaryota, Metazoa, Arthropoda, Insecta, Hemiptera, Aphididae. The coding region runs from base 575 to 3433 and encodes 952 amino acids. The transcript is spliced from 6 exons. Gene Ontology annotation, biological process: mRNA processing. Gene Ontology annotation, cellular component: exon-exon junction complex.
UAAUAUCAUUGUUAUUCGUUAUCGCGUGGUGAUGCACUAUUGCACUGGUGCUUACGACCUGGGUCCCCGGCGCCCGUCCACUCGUUGUUAAACGUUAAAGUAUUAAAUUGUUGCAAUUUGCCAUGACAUCCGUUGUUCAACGUUCGUGAUCGUCUGUUCCGAGACAAAAAAACCGAAUCUGUUUAUGACGACAACGCCCGAUCUUUCAACCUGCAUUUUUUGCGUGCUUAACUCGCAGCGCUCAGUCGCGCACGACAGCAUCGUUUGUACCAUUCGUCCACCGCCGCCGCCGUCAACCAACUCGAUUUUCGGUCUGCGUAGUUUUUUGACGUAGAUCGAAAGAAAUUAUCUCUAAAAACCCGUCAAACAAUUCGGUACAAUUUUUCGCGUCGUGUUUUGCGUUUUCUUUUGUUUUCUCUUUUUUUUCUUUAUCACAAUCCUCGGUUUUUUACUGUUGCUGCUGCUCCUAUUAUCGUCGUAAACGCUGGGUAAUUUUACUUUGUAUUUCAUAUAACCAUACCGUUCCUCAUUAACAUAAUAAUUUCCACCGAUAGUUGAACGUUAAAUUUUUGCAAUGGAGAGUACUGCUGUCAACUUGAAAGAAGCGGACACCGUCGCUACUACUGAUGCUGCCGUCAUCGCUACCGAUGUGGCAAAUCCAGUGGUUGUGAGUGAUGCAAUUGUUCCACCAAUUAAGGUAGACAUGGAAAUGAUUAUGAAAACUGAUGAUGUUGAACAUGUGGUGGUCAGCAAACCAGCCAUUGUGACAAAUGAAACUGCAAUUACCAUUAAUGCCACUAGUAACAAUCCUGGAGUCGAAGAAGAUCAGUUAAAUUUAGCCAUGGCAUCUGCAAAAAUAUCGACUAAUGAGGUGGAUGAGAUUAAACACAGUCUAAGUGUAAAAGUUUUGGAUGAGCAACAGAAACUUGAGACAGCUACGGUUGAAAAGGAUUUUGUUAUCAAUGAAAAUUCUGAUAUGAAUCUAGAUAGCUCUAUAAAAACAAAGUCAGAGUCUGAUGAAAUAAAUAACUCAACUAUAGGUAGUGUAUUUGAAGAUGCAGUUGAAUAUAUUAUAAAUGAAGAAGACGAUAAUAUUGUAAAAGAACAGCCUCAAGAUAUUAUUCAAGAGGAAAAUGUUCCCGAUGAUGAAAGUAGUUCUCAACAAGAAGUAGAGGGAGGUGAUGGUGAUGAAAACUAUGGUGAAGAAACCAAAGAUCCUGCAGCCCCUGCAGAACCUGUAGUACCUGUGCCCGUGGAUGAUGAUACUAAUGAUCCACAGUACAUACCUAGGCGUGGACGAUUCUAUGAGCAUGAUGACCGCAUGGCAUAUAGUACAACAAGCUCUGAAGGAUCAGAAUCAGAUAAUGGAUAUGAAGAAGAUUCAGGAGAUGAUGAUGGGGUUUCUGAUCGUCGCCGCAUUAGAAGACGACAUACGGGCAUUAAAAAACAAAAAUCAGUGACUCCAGUAGAUACUGCUGAAAACACAGAUAUAGCAGUUGGGGAUGGAACACUAUCUACUAAAAAAGUCUUGGCCAUAUCUAAGGUUGCUGCUACAAUAAAAGACUCUGAAACUUCUGUAACUGCUGAUGGAUUGCCAAAAAAACUCAGUGUAGGUUCUAGGAAAUCUCGUGAUUUAGACGCUCUGGAUAAGUGGACACACGAUAUGUACGAUGAAAAUGAGCAGACACGUAAAAGCCGUGAUGAGUUACUGGCCUCUUACGGAUAUGACAUACGGGAAGAAUCAGAGGCGCCUCGAGCUCGACGUCACCAUAAAUAUGGGCGAGCUGCCACCACCAAAUAUACUCGUAGUUGGCAGGAUACGAAAGCUUACACUGGUGCUGCUGGCGGCCAACAGUCUAUGAAAGUUAAGCGUGGAGGUAUGGUUCGACGUAAUGUCGUUUGUCCGAAUAAGAAUAUCAACAAAUCUACAACUGAUGAGUACACCUCUGAAUUCCCAGCCUUGGAUGAUACGAAAAAAUCAGAGCCUACUGCUUCAAAUGAGUCUCCUACAGUUGCAGAAGUCUCAAAUCAGAAUCAAGAACAACAACCGAAAACACUUUCUGUUCAGAAUGAAGAAAAAAAAUCUGUGGAUUCAGUUGUGGAAACCACCAGCCAGGCUCGGCAUCACACUCCGUCAUCCCGAGCAACUUCAAAAUAUAGUACAAAUUCCCCUACAAAUCGUAGCAAUCGCCAGGAUCAGCAAAAUGGUGGUCCUUCUUCUUCAUCGUCAUCAACUAAUACUAAAAAUUAUUUCAACCGGUCUUCAACAGAGUCUCCAAGUGGCAAAGAGAAAGGCGCUCAAGUAAAUCGAGACUCUCCAACAGCUAACUCAAAUUUCUUUAACCGUAGACCACAACAAAACAGUGGUGGCCAUAUACAACAUCAUAAUAAUAAGCAUCAACACUACAACAAUAGUCAAAGCGGUCAAGGACAUAACCACCAGCACCAAAAUUCUUCGCCUUCAGUAUCUCGUGGCCGUAAUUUCCAUCAACAUCAAACUUCGCAACAAUAUAAUCGUGAUAGAUAUUUUUCUAAAGGAUCAACACCUUUAUCUUCAUCCAGUUCAAAUCAACACAACUACGAUCAGCAGCAUCAUUCUGCAGCACCUACUACUGCUGGCACUGGGCGUACACAACAUGGUGGUGGACACUAUCAAAACUACAGUAACCGUCAAUAUGAAAAUGAAAAUCAACAAAUUGAUCCACCUGCACCUCCAACGCCGGUUGUACGAAGCUCAAAACGAUACUCAGUUCAAAGUCGUAGGGAGCUUCCUGACCCAGUACUUAAUUUUGGCGGAAUAUCUAAGACACCUCAGCCACAGCCUCCGGCUCCUCAACAACAAAACGGGAUAGUUAUGCAAGACCAACAAAUGCAACCUGCGCCUCAACAAUUGCAACAGCAACAACCAAUCCAAAUUCAUCAACAACCACCUCCAUUGCAAUUACAACAGUAUCACCAACCUUUACAACAAAUACAUCAUGGGAUGGUGCUUGAUCAUAACACUGGUAUGAUGGUUAUGGCUGCUGCUGAUCCAUCUAUGUAUCAUCAUCAAAUGUAUGCUACACCCCAAUAUGCUUCUGGAGUUGCAACGGGCCCAGCAGCUGGAAGUGCUGAUGAUCAGAAUGCAGCAGCAGCAGCUGCUGCGGCUGCUCUUCAGAUGCUUGCAGCUCAGGCAGCUGUUUACCAACCAGUACCAACAGGUGCUACAGGUGUAACAUCACCACCAUCUGGAACACAAUCUUUGCAACAACCAGAAACCUUCAUGACCACUUACUAUCAACCACAGCAACAGCCACAACAACAACCUCCCCCAAGACGUGUCAAUCUGGCUAUACCCAUAGUAGCACCACCUCCAGAACCUAAUCAACAACAAGGGAAUUUGAAAACUAAUUUAUCCACUACACCACCUCCUACAACAGCUUCAAUCAAUUGAGAAUAGCUUAAAUAACUAACAUAACUUCAACACAAUAUUGAAACUUAUUCUUUUUUUAACAUUUCUUAGUUUUAUACCAUAAUUAUUUGGCUAAUAAUUGAUUAAACCAUUAUUUUAGAUAAUAGUUUCAAUUGAUUUGAGUUUAGUUUAUUAAUAUUCAACUAUUAUUAUUUUAUACUUCGUUCAAGAAACGAAUCCAAUUAUAAAAUGAAUUUUUAGAAUGCAUGACUACAAUACUACACUGUAAAAAUACUUAGGUAUCUAUUUCAUGUUAGUUAAAUAGUUACUUCAAUGUUUGUUUAUCUAUAUCAUUGUAUCAUUAUCAACAAUUAAUUAAAAUACCAGUACACCAUUAAA